AUGAUAGUAGAAAGUUUGAAUAUCAGGGGGGGUGGGAGUUUGGUUAAGAGGAAGAGCAUUAGCAACCUGAUUUCGAUCGGAAGGGCAGAUAUAUUCUUUAUUCAAGAGUCUAAGCUAAAGGAGGUCGAUCUUAAAAUUGUCGACAGUUUGUGGAAAAAUGAGAAGGUUGGAUGGUCUUUCGUUCAGUCUGAAGGAAGAUCUGGGGGAUUAAUUACGAUGUGGAAGGAAGGGGCCAUGGAGAUUAUUUUGAGCUUCCGAAGAGGAGGGAUUUUGGGUACGAAAGUAAAGUGGAAAGGGGUGAUUGUCUAUUUAGUCAAUAUCUAUUCGCCGUGUUCUCUUCGAGGCAAGAAGGAGUUAUGGAAGGAUUUGCUGGAACUCAGGGCGAUUUUUUCUGAUGGGUACUGGUUGAUGGGUGGUGACUUUAACGCUGUCAAGAAAAGAAGCGAGAGGAAAGGCCGUAGCUCCGGGGGAGGUUCAGAAGCUAGUCUAUUCUCGGGCUUCAUAAAAGAUAGUAGGUUGAUCGAUAUGCCUUGCAACGGGAAUAGAUUUAGUUGGUACAGUGGAGAUGGUUUCUCGAUGAGUAGGCUGGACCGGUUUCUGGUGGACGACUUCCUCAUUGAUAGGUGGGGCAUGGUGGGUCAGAAGAUUGGAGAUAGAAGCAUCUCAGAUCACUGUCCGAUUUGGACUGUUAGUAACAAAGAAAAUUGGGGUCCAAAACCUUUCGUGGUGAACAAUGCUUGGUUUGAGGAUACUUUGUUUCUGCCGUUUGUGGAAGAGGAGUGGAGGAAGUUGAGGGUCGAGGGCAGAGGGGAUUUCAUUCUCAAGGAGAAGCUCCGGAUGUUGAAGGAAAAGCUUAGAUGGUGGAACCGUGAGGUUUUUGGUAGGAUAGAUAUGGUGAUAGAAGAAGGAAAGAAAGGCUUAAAUGAAACUGAUAGGCUGUUGACAGCUUGUAAGGAGGGAGAGGUUGGUGGCCUUGUGGAUGUAAGGAGUGAGGCAACUAAAAUUAUGUGGUUGAAUAUGAGGUUAAAGGAGAAUAUCCUCCUGCAGAAGUCCAGAGUGAAGUGGGAUAAAGAAGGGGACCUGAAUAGCAGAUACUUUCAUAAUAUCAUGAAGGCGAGGAGAAGGCGUAACUUUAUUGGAAGUGUAACGACGGAGGGAGGAGUUCUAGAUGAAGUGGGCCCUAUUAAAGAGGAAGUGAGGAGGCAUUUUGAGGAGAAGUUUUCGGAGUUGGAGGCGGUGCGUCCUACUCUUGAAGGCUCAAUGCUUAAGUCCAUUUCAUUGGUUGAUAAGGGAAUGUUGGAGGAACCGUUUUCGGAGGAGGAAAUAAAAGAUGCGGUGUGGGGUUGCGAAGGGACGAGAAGUCCGGGUCCGGACGGAUAUAAUUUUUUCUUCAUUAGAAAGUGUUGGAGCUUUAUGAAGAAGGAUUUCUCUUUGUUUUUCAAUGGUUUUUAUGCAGAUGGUAUUUUGUCUAAGGCGACUGUUUCUUCAUUCAUUAAUUUGAUCCCUAAGAAGGAGAGCCCUAGUAGGCUUGAUGAUUUUAGGCCCAUAUGCCUGGUGGGCUGUCUCUAUAAAGCCAUAUCCAAGCUUCUCGCUUCGAGGUUAAAGAAGGUUCUGAAUUCGGUGAUCUCGGAGGUUCAGAGUGCCUUUGUUCCCUGUAGGAAUCUUUUGGAUGGCGUGAUGGUAGCAAACGAGAUAAUGGAUUACGCAGUCAAGGAGAAGAAGGGUUGUUUGUUGUUCAAGGUCGAUUUCGAAAAGGCUUACGAUAGUGUUAAUUGGCCUUUUCUGUUUUGGAUGUUGAAGAAGUUGGGGUUUGGAGAACGUUGGAUUUCUUGA
This is a messenger RNA of Vicia villosa (hairy vetch), 1833 nucleotides long. RefSeq lists its product as uncharacterized. The transcript has a single exon. The record is from RefSeq and is a predicted model, not a curated record. Gene Ontology annotation, molecular function: catalytic activity. Bases 1 to 1833 code for a protein of 610 amino acids. NCBI's taxonomy places the organism in Eukaryota, Viridiplantae, Streptophyta, Magnoliopsida, Fabales, Fabaceae.